AUGGGGAGCGAGCGUUACGGUACCGUGCCACCUGACGAACGGGUUCUCAAAGGUACGGGAAAUGAUCAGUAUUAUCGGAAGAGUUCCCUUAUUGACUAUGACAUGCCCCUGAUUAACUGCAGAGAAAUCACUCGGGCACAGGAUGACUGGGAUGUGGAAGAAUUCAUCUCAAAAACCUGCAUGUCCAGGUUCCUGCAUCAUUCCUCUUUCAAGAUUUUGAUAGCAUGUGUCAUAAUUGGCAACGCCAUCAUCAUUGCUCUCCGAACGGAGCCAACACUUGAAAAUAAUUACUUUGGCUUAUUCAAUACCGUUGACACAAUUGUUCUGUCUUUUCUGCUCUGUGAGGUCCUGCUCAACUGGUACUAUGGAUUCAAUUUGUACUGGAAGGAUGGCUGGAAUAUCAUCAAUUUUUGUAUUGUGACGUACCUAUGCCUUGGCUUGUUGAUUCCUGCAUUGGAGAAUCAGACUCUUUUUCGAAUGGUCAGAGUCAUGAGGCUGAUUCAAGUGUGUAGCUUGGUUAGUGGCUUGGCCAGGAUGAUACAGGUGAUCCUGAAGUCAAUUCCUGACAUGGCAAAUAUCAUGAUCCUACUUUUUGCCAUCAUGCUGGUCUUCUCUGUGUUUGGAGUGACUCUCUUUGGCGCCCUUGUUCCAAAGCAUUUUGGGAACCUGGGAACGGCUCUUUAUUCUCUUUUCAUCUGCGUCACCCAGGAUGGAUGGAUUAGUAUUUAUAAUGACUUUGAAAAGGAAGGCUUGGCCUUGGAGAUAGGUGGGGCCCUCUACUUCUUUAUCUUCAUCACCUUUGGGGCUUUCAUCUUUGCAAAUCUGCUGGUGGCUGUGGUGACAACCAACUUGGAACAGUCAAUGCAUGCUUAUCAAGAGAAACAGCAGCUGAAAACUUUCUCUACCCUCGGAACCUUCGCUGCCUUUGAAGAUGGCGGCGAUGAUGACUACACCACAUCCGCUUCAGAAGCGGUGCAUGUAAAAGAAGUACUUCAGUCAACCCCCAUGGUCCAUCACCAGGAGUUGCUCAGCCUUGGCAAUUUGGGCAAUUUGACUGAGACGACUUGUGAAGAUCUCUGCCUGGUCCUGGAAGCGAUCCACGAGAACCUAAAGGAAUAUCAGAUAAUCAGGGAUGAACUGGACCACAUAGUCCAGGAGGUGAGGUCCCUCAAAUUCAAUCUCGAUCACGAGCAGGAGAUUGUUCUACGACACAUCCGUGGGGCAAACAUGUCCGAAACAAUGAUCGCCAACAAUACCAUUUAUGCCAAGACGGGUGAUGUUCUCUCUACGCUGAUGAACCUGGAGAAGGUAUGGUUUCAACCCUGGGUCUUGAAUGACAAUGAAGGCUUGGCCUUGGAGAUAGGUGGGGCCCUCUACUUCUUUAUCUUCAUCACCUUUGGGGCCUUCAUCUUUGCAAAUCUGCUGGUGGCUGUGGUGACAACCAACUUGGAACAGUCAAUGCAUGCUUAUCAAGAGAAACAGCAGCUGAAAACUUUCUCUACCCUCGGAACCUUUGCUGCCUUUGAAGAUGGCGGCGAUGAUGACUACACCACAUCCGCUUCAGAAGCGGUGCAUGUAAAAGAAGUACUUCAGUCAACCCCCAUGGUCCAUCACCAGGAGUUGCUCAGCCUUGGCAAUUUGGGCAAUUUGACUGAGACGACUUGUGAAGAUCUCUGCCUGGUCCUGGAAGCGAUCCACGAGAACCUAAAGGAAUAUCAGAUAAUCAGGGAUGAACUGGACCACAUAGUCCAGGAGGUGAGGUCCCUCAAAUUCAAUCUCGAUCACGAGCAGGAGAUUGUUCUACGACACAUCCGUGGGGCAAACAUGUCCGAAACAAUGAUCGCCAACAAUACCAUUUAUGCCAAGACGGGUGAUGUUCUCUCUACGCUGAUGAACCUGGAGAAGUCGCAUUUAAUUGACGGAGAGUACCAAAAAGGAGAGGUAAAAUCAGCAGCCAUGAGAGCCUUACGACAGUCCGCACUGGACGAAUCUGACUCAUCAGGCCGCCGACAAACUUUGCCAGCAAAAUUUGAGAAGCAACCAAAGAGCUCGCUACCAGGAUUCCAACCAGACAAGUUUCUGACUCGUCGAACAACUUUGCCUGCAGGAAUUAUUCACCGAGAUUCCUCAUUGCAGUCAGACUUGACUGAAAGCACUUCGGAUGCUGGCAAAAACAAUGGAACGAGACUGCUUCCUUCCUCUCUAGAUUCUACAGAUCAAAGCCAGAAGUAUCCAGACAGCACGUCUGGAAGUAGCGAAGACAAGAGUCACUACAGGAAGAAUUACUAGCAAGCAAUCCACACCAGAAGCACUGAGUGACCCAGGGUCCUGGAAAAACUGGAGUUCGAGAAGAGAUACAUCUUCAACGAAGACCUCAAUUUAUUGUAUUAUUUCAGUUUCAUUUAAUUGCUUUGCUCUGAUUUAUCUGAACUAAGUUGCAAACUGCCUUAACAGCUAAAGAUUCAUUGAUUAU
Thamnophis elegans (Western terrestrial garter snake) is the source of this 2473-nucleotide messenger RNA. It is a transcript of the gene CATSPER4, whose product is annotated as cation channel sperm associated 4. Gene Ontology annotation, biological process: flagellated sperm motility; transmembrane transport; sperm capacitation. Gene Ontology annotation, molecular function: voltage-gated calcium channel activity; calcium-activated cation channel activity. Lineage: Eukaryota; Metazoa; Chordata; Lepidosauria; Squamata; Natricidae. Gene Ontology annotation, cellular component: CatSper complex; membrane; sperm principal piece. The transcript is spliced from 23 exons. The coding region runs from base 1 to 2289 and encodes 762 amino acids. The record is from RefSeq and is a predicted model, not a curated record.